AUGGCCUUCCAACAAUCAACCCAACAGCGCCACGGAAACUGCGACAGCUACUUUGUGGAGAUGGAGGACGAGGGUAUCUACGCGAUCCGCGCUGAGGCUAGGGAGCGCUCUCGGGCUAUUGCUAGGAUGCAGCAACGUGCGUUGGCGGAUGAGCUCUCGAGAAUGACGGCGGAGGAAUACCAGGAGGAUGUUCUGGACCACAUGGAGCACAUGGAGGCCGAGACGAUGCCAGACGUCAACUCCAUCGACAUUCAAACCGAGAUCCAGUGGUUCAUGCGCCCUUACCUCCUUGACUUCCUCGUCGAAGCUCACGCUGCCUUCCAACUUCUCCCCGAGACCCUCUUCCUCGCCGUCAACCUCCUCGACCGCUACUGCUCUCGCCGCGUCGUCUACAAGCGUCACUACCAGCUCGUCGGUUGCGCCGCCCUCCUGAUUGCUGCCAAGUACGGUGACAGGAAGGAGCGCGUUCCCACCGUCCGCGAGCUCAAGUCCAUGUGCUGCUCGCUGUAUGACGAUGAGAUGUUCACUCAAAUGGAGUGGCACGUUCUCCAAACCCUCAACUGGAUUAUUGGCCACCCUACCGUCGAUGGCUUCCUGCAGAUUGCCAUGUCCGAAACCACCUACGAUUCCGAGGUCGAGCACAUGGCCUGGUACAUCAGUGAGAUUGCCCUGUUCCACAAGGAAUUUGUCUCCGUCCGCCCCUCCGUCCUUGCUCGCUCUGCGCUUGCUCUGGCUCGCUGCGUGCUCGGUCGUUCGCAGACCCGCAACUCCGAGUGGGCUGGCACCUACGACCCCGUCGUGGUCCUCAACCUCUCUCACCACCUCUACCAGCCGUCUCAAGUUCUUUCUAGGAAGUACGCCUCGAUGCACCUAUCCGCCGUUUCCACCACCGUCGAAGAGUUCCUUCAGCGCCAACAGCAGAUUGCCCGCCGCAACAUCACGCCUCCCACGCCCCCGGCCAUGGAGACAGACAAGCCUGCUGCUGAUUGUUACCUGACCCCGUCCACCCCCCAGAAGAGCCACUAUGACGCUGUGAUGGCUCACGGUUGCCUUACUCCGCCGAUCACCCCUGAUCAGGAGUUUGGUGGCAACAGCUAUGCCAAGAUCGCCCCUAGGACCUACCCAGCUACCCCCACAUCGGCCCCCGCGGACAUGCAGCAACAAAACCAGGGCCAGUACAACUACCAGCAGUACCUUCAACCUCGCAUGAUGCAAUAG
Aplosporella prunicola CBS 121167 is the source of this 1218-nucleotide messenger RNA. RefSeq lists its product as uncharacterized. Gene Ontology annotation, cellular component: centrosome; cyclin-dependent protein kinase holoenzyme complex; nucleus. Gene Ontology annotation, biological process: regulation of cyclin-dependent protein serine/threonine kinase activity; mitotic cell cycle phase transition. The transcript is spliced from 2 exons. The coding region runs from base 1 to 1218 and encodes 405 amino acids. Gene Ontology annotation, molecular function: cyclin-dependent protein serine/threonine kinase regulator activity. The record is from RefSeq and is a predicted model, not a curated record. Lineage: Eukaryota; Fungi; Ascomycota; Dothideomycetes; Botryosphaeriales; Aplosporellaceae.